AUUGGCGUGGUUGACCAGACUGUCAGAGUAGCUGGCUCGCUAACGUUAGCUAGCUUAUUAGAAUGGCCAUGAGCAACGUGUAUCCAUUGGCGUUUAGCUACCCCUGUUGUUAUGCGUAGCUAAGACAUAAAUCCGAGCUAAAUUGUCCUGCCUGCUAAGUAGCUUUUCUUAUCAUGGGCCAGUGUGUUGUUUCAUCAUCAUAGCUGGCGUGGAGAGUGUGUGUCUGAUCCGUGCUUUAUGCGACGUAGGAAGGGAAUAACGUUAGCUGUUCGAAACAUCUGACAGCCUGAUGUGUCAACAUGUGCGCAGUCGAUACCGUCCGAUCAUGCAAAACUCUCCGCUCUUCCACUACCUGCAGGAUCUAGGACACACAGACUUUGAGGCAUGUCCCACAGUGUCUCAGGAGGACGAGUGUGGAGGAGGAGAGGGGACGACAACCUCCCUCCAGGACAGCUUGUCCAAACCCACAGGAGGACGUCUAUGGAGAUUGGCUGAUGCCUUGUGGAGGCGGAGCCCGUUCCACCAGGCUGCCUCUGCCCAUAUGCUGGAGCAGCAGCUGGACUGUGUGUUUGGCCAGUACGCGGUGCAGUGUAUCCUGGACCAGGAUGUGUUGCUCCAGGAGGAUGUGGAGCUGAUCGAGCUGUUAGACCCCAGCCUGCUCACCCUGGGCGCCUCGCCCUCUGGCGCACCCAGAAGAGACAACUCCCUGCCCUGCCCACGCCUCCUCGCCUCACCCUCGCAGUGGGACGUAGCAGUGCUGGUGGGCCUGGCUGCAGUGUUACUAGGCCUGUCUUCUCUCUCUGCCGGGGCCUGGUCUAUGGCUGUGAUCCCGUGGUGUGCUGCAGUCAUGGGCUGGGUGGGGUUGCGAGGGACGGGGCUGUGGAGACAGGGGAGGAUGCAGAGGGCAGCACACGCCCAGGCCUCCGAGCUGCAGACCAUGGCGCUGGACACUAAGGCUCUGACCAGCCUGGCCCGCAAGUCCCUAAGACUACUACAGGAGACAGAGGUCAUCUCUCGAGGGUUCACCCUUCUGCUUGACAGGGUGAGUGCGGCCAGCUCCUUUAGUAGGGCGGGGCUGGGGGUGGGGCCACGGGGGCAGCAGCUGAUUGGCCUGCGGAAGGCGGUGUACCGGGCGCUCCGCUCGGCCUUCAGAGCCUCCCGCCGAGCCACCUGCCAAAUGCUCAAAGCGUACCCCCUGAACUCUGAGAUCGACAAUGUGACCAACUACGUGUCUGCGGUGCCUCUGAAGGAGCUGGGGAUGGGCCUGGGGACAGAGCACCUGACUGACGAGGAGACACAGGAGCUCACCGAUGACUACAGCCUCCCUGCCCUCAAGGUGCUGUUCCAGUUGUGGGUGGGGCAGAGCUCAGAAUGUUUCCGACGAUUGGCCCUGCUGCUGUCACCACGACGACUGGAGGAGCCCAGGGAAGGCUGGGUCAAAGGUAGAACCCCUCCUCCGCCCAUACACCGCUCUGUUGCCACGGUGACACAGCCUUUCCACGGUGCCCUGGCCGGUUGCCUAGGCGACCUGCAGCGUAGCUACGAGUUCCACCGGUACUUUGAGACGCAGCACCGGACGCAGGGCUCGGACAGGGUGGGGCGCGCUCAACAGAAAUGCAGAGAGCUCAACACACUGCACACGUCUGUACGCAGCCUGCAGCUGCAUCUCAGGGCCCUGCUCAACGAGAUGAUUAUCCUGGAGGAUGACCUGGAGAAGCUGAUGGUGACUAAGGAGGCGGUGGAGGUGACUGUGGAGGGCUACCAGGACCUCCAGGAGCGUCUCGGUCACCUGCAGCCCCACAUGCAGGCCAGCGCCGGAUGCUGGGAGGACACCGUGGGCCAAGUGGAGCGCAUGCUGAGGAGAGCUAACACCUGCCCAGGAACUCCUGAUGGUCCAAAGCAGUGUCUACCUCCUGUGCCAUGCACCCUUGCCCCAACCUACACCCUCAUCCUGGACAGGGACCCCGUGCCUGAGGAGCAGGAGCUGGAAGCGUACGUGUCGGACUCUGAGGAUGAGAACGGGUGUGCGGGGUCGGUGGUUGACAUGCUGUCUCCCGAGGAACAAGCGCGCCACCGGCGGGAGAGGGAGGAGUCUCGGCGCGUCCUAUCGGAGCUCAAAGCCGUGCUGGGCCAGCGGGCGUCCGAGGGCGAGAGGAGGAAGUGGAAACAGCUGCUCUUCAACGACCAAGCGGCGGUGAUGCCUAUAGUUUCCGCGGAAACUUCUAUAGAAUCUCAGACGCCCUCCGACCCAUUGGACACUCUGACCCUUGUGGGCGUGGCCAAACCAGGUGUUGUUGAGGGAAACAACCUAUCGGAAAGGCUGAACGACGAGGAGGAAGACUGGGUCAGGGACGAGCGCCCCCUCACAGAGGCAGAGGAAAAAGCACUUAAAGAGUUCUGCUGUGGUGAGGCGGAGGAAAAGCGGGAGGAGGGUGAAGGUUCAGUCCCGGGCGGGGCGCAGCUCUACCAAUAUGACGGGCUGCCUGACCAGGGGGCAGGACUAAACGGGCCCGACCUUCUAUUGCAGCCCCGGAUCCCCGCCAUCACGGUGAUGGAGAGGCUGACGGAACUACACGGCUCGGCGGCGCUCAGCUUUAAUUCCGCCCUCGCCGCCCAGGUGGCGGCACGUUCGUACACUUUCGCCAACAUGGAGGAGCAGACGUUUGGAGACAGCGGAGAAGAGGAUGAGGGAGAGACGCGUUCUCAGUCUGAUGGACAGACAUGUGAGAAGAACUAGAGUCUAAACCCUCCUGCUUUACGGAGCUUUGAACAGAACAGUUAUGCACAGACAGCCAGGGUUCCUUUAUUUAUGUCUGAACCCACUCCUGGGUUAUUUACUGCGGCUGUCCAUUUCCUUGGAUCCAUGGCUCUCUGUCAUGUCUUCGUGUGUGUGCGUGUGUGUGUGUGUGUGUGUGUGUGUGUGUGUGUGUGUGUGUGUGUGUGUGUGUGUGUGUGUGUGUGUGUGUGUGUGUGUGUGUGUGUGUGUGUGUGUGUGUGUGCAUGAUUGGGUGAGAGAGCAUUGUGUGUAUGUGACGUCUUAGUGAGUUUUAAGAAGAGCACUACACCACUUUCUGUUACACUCCUCCACCCAUGUGUCCAUACUUUACCCACAAUCCCCCUGUGGCCGCUCUCCUGUCCUAUUCAGGUACCAGAACCACAAGACAAACUCUGACCUCACCGUCACAAGGUCUUCAGUUUAACCCUAAGGAUCCCCUGUAGCUAUUGGAGGCAGAGAGACUUGGUUAUAGCAUCAAUUUCAUUUUCUCUAACUAUUGAACAGUACCUUUCCGUGGUAUGUCAACAUUGCCUAACAGUUUAGCAUAUUGUCUGAGUAAAAAAGCCUAAUUAGCUAAAUUAUUAUUAUACAUUUGACCAAAUCACUCUCUAUAUGACUCCUGUAUUGACAGGCAGAGUCUGAUGUGUGGUUGCUCUGUUGAACGUGUGCACGGCAGCCCAGGGCAGAAUGCUCAGGUACUGAAUCACUGACCGAGGGCUGAAUGUAAGAUUUUACUAUACACUCACACACAGAUGUUACUGCACACACACACACACAGAUGUUACUGCACACACACACACACACAGAUGUUACUGCACACACACACACCACGCUGUAAAAGGGGAAGGAGAGGUACAUUUCAAAGACAGCAGAGCAAAGCUAUUUUAUUACCACUGUUUUAUUUCUGGUCUUCCUCUCUGAGUCUGCGCUUCUACACACUCCCCGCCUCACUAGGAAUGGCCCUAUAACUGCAAAGAUGUGUUGAAAAACACCUGUCACUCAACCCACAGCAACCAAUGAGCAGACGGAGACGUCAGAGAGAAGGGUGGACAUAGUUGACCUUGUAAAAUGGACUAGCCUACCAGAUUUGGAAAUAUUUUUACAAGGCAGUGGAUUGCUGUGAAAUGAAAUUCACCCCCAUCCACUAAUGAACCAAACACAUUCACAGUUUCUUUUCCCAAUGGUCUCGUCAGUGCUCAUCUGAUGCAGGAUACAGGAUCAAUGAUGCCCCAAUGAAGAGGCCAUGAGGGGAUGACAACUGGGUGAUUAUUGAGGUAAAGUGUUGUACUACCUCAUGCCACCCCUACUGCACCUACUAUGAAAUCUGUUCUGCGGGUGUCUGUAACUCCCCAUCUACUACAUGUAUCUCUGAUCUGAAUGGUCUGCUGUGUCAGAACAUUUUGGUUCUGUCUUGUCUGCAAAUGUAACAUCUGUAAACACCUGUAAAUGUUUCCAAGGAGAUUGUACCACUGUAUCUGGGGCGGCAGGUAGCCUAGUGGUUAGGGCGUUGGGCCAGUAACCAAAAGGUUGCUGGAUCGAAUCCCUGAGCUGACAAGGUAAAAAAAUCUGUUCUGCCCCUGAAGAAGUUAACCCACUGUUCCCCGGUAAGCAGUCAUUGUAAAUAAGAAUUUGUUAACUGACUUGCCUAAUUAAAGGUUACAUUUAAAAAAAAAAAAAAAAAAAUACAAAUAAAUUCUCUAUCCCUAGUCUCAGCAUCUGUGUUUCCAUAAUGCUCACUAGAAUGUGAUCCAACUCUAUUGAUUUGGGGAUCGAGUUUGGGACAGUUAUUACGGAGUGUCCUGGAAUGCUACUAUCAUUGAUUACAAUUCAUUAGAGUGAUGAUCGAAGGACAGCAUGUGCUUAUUGAUGAUUACGCUUGUGUUUGUCCGAGGGUGUCUGCCCCCCUACCCAUCCCCUCACCGUGUCUGCCUUGUCUUGCCUUCCAGCCCUUCCUCAUAUGUCCCCUUCCUGAAGUGAGUUCUGUCCCUCCUACAUUUCAUUUGUAAAAUAAAAUGCUAUUCUGGA
This is a messenger RNA of Salvelinus fontinalis (brook trout), 4801 nucleotides long. Its product is annotated as vezatin-like. Gene Ontology annotation, biological process: cell-cell adhesion. Gene Ontology annotation, molecular function: myosin binding. The record is from RefSeq and is a predicted model, not a curated record. Gene Ontology annotation, cellular component: plasma membrane. NCBI's taxonomy places the organism in Eukaryota, Metazoa, Chordata, Actinopteri, Salmoniformes, Salmonidae. The transcript is spliced from 12 exons. The coding region runs from base 290 to 2737 and encodes 815 amino acids.